Molecule: messenger RNA, 1610 nt
Organism: Branchiostoma belcheri (Belcher's lancelet)
Lineage: Eukaryota; Metazoa; Chordata; Leptocardii; Amphioxiformes; Branchiostomatidae
Product: gamma-aminobutyric acid receptor subunit pi-like
Exons: 10
Coding region: 63-1610 (515 amino acids)
Biological process (GO): signal transduction; chemical synaptic transmission; nervous system process
Cellular component (GO): membrane; neuron projection; synapse
Molecular function (GO): GABA-A receptor activity; extracellular ligand-gated monoatomic ion channel activity; neurotransmitter receptor activity
Source: RefSeq, a predicted model, not a curated record
CAGAUGAAGCCAGAUACCACAGCUCAUCUCCAUACGACAUGUAUACGUGACACGGGGGACAUAUGAUACAUCGUCUGCCCUGUUUGUCAGCGGUUAAACCACACGGGCACAUCAUGGCUUCAACCGACUCUUCGGUCUUAUUCCUCCUGUUUUGUUUUCUGUUUCCCUAUGAAAGUUUUCAGGUUACACCAGUAAGUACAAACUUAACGACGGUGGACUGGGACCCCCAGCCGAUCCAGGACAACUACUUAGCGACCAGCUACACUCCCGCCUGGGUCCCUGAUAUGAAGAAAAAACUCGUCAACUACAAUCGAAACCUUCGACCUGGAUUCGGAGGACCACCACUUCUGGUAAGGAUGAGUAUGGACGUGGUGAGCAUUGACCACAUCUCAGAAGUUGACCUCGAUUUUACCAUCUGUAUCCUCCUGCGGCAAUACUGGAAGGACGAGCGUCUGGCAUUUACGGGGACCAACGAGAGCAUCAGUCUGGACGGCCGUCUGGUGGAGUACCUCUGGGUUCCUGAUACCUUCUUCCCAAACUCCAAAUUCUCAUUUCUUCACAACGUCACCAUGGCAAACAGGUUACUUCGUCUGUGGCCAGACGGAUCAAUUGUGUAUGGUCAAAGGGUGACAGUUAUUGCCGAAUGUAACAUGGACCUGAGAAAGUAUCCUCUGGACAAACAGAAUUGUAGCCUACACAUUGAGAGCUAUGGCUACACUACUGACGACAUGAUCUUCAAGUGGCUGAAAGGAGACGACUCUGUUCGGGGCUUGCAGAACCUCCAGGUUGCACAGUUCACCGUGAAGAACCACCGGACAAAAGAAAUGAUUGCAACCUACGAGACAGGCGGUUACCCACACGUGGCCUUCAGUUUCCGUCUGACCAGGGAAGUGGCCUACAUCUUCCUCCAAAUGUACGUCCCCUCCACCCUCCUGGUCAUGAUCUCAUGGGUCAGCUUCUGGAUCAACAAAGACUCGCCACCGGCCAGGGUCUCACUCGGUAUCACCACGGUUCUUGCACAGACCACCUUUGUGACGUCCGCACGCGCUUCGCUGCCGAAGAUUUCGUACAUCAAGGCCGUCGACGUCUAUCUUCUGAUGUGCUUCUUCUUUGUCUUCGGUGCCCUUUUAGAAUACGCCGUCGUCAGCUUCGAGUCUACACGUAGGAAACGCAAAGCUGCUAAAAGAGAGAAAGAGAUUCAGACUCAGCGGGAGAGGGAGAUAGCUCAGCGAGCCGCCCCCAAAAUAGACAGGUCACAUUGUCAGGCUUCACUGGGAAACUACACCCUUAUCAUCAACCACGCCAUCAUGAACAAGACUGCCAUGGACCGCCUCAUGGCGCCCGGUACCAGGUACAUCGGCAUCGUGCGUCACCCGCUGGAACAUUUCCGUUCCAUGUUCUUCCUAUGGGACCCACCCGCACCAGAAAAGGAAAAUCCGCUAGGCGAGUACUUGGACCGCAAUGUGAACUACAACUUGGAGAGGGAUAGAAUGAUAAGACGCUGGAGGCUUGUCCCAAAACUGAAGAACUUUCAAGCAUACACCUUGGGCUUCCACAGACAGAUGGUCGUGAGCAGUAAUAAAACCCAGAUAGAUGAGAUGAUCAGGUGA